Olea europaea var. sylvestris is the source of this 1671-nucleotide messenger RNA. Its product is annotated as early nodulin-like protein 3. The coding region runs from base 826 to 1482 and encodes 218 amino acids. Gene Ontology annotation, cellular component: plasma membrane. The transcript has 2 exons. The record is from RefSeq and is a predicted model, not a curated record. Gene Ontology annotation, molecular function: electron transfer activity. Lineage: Eukaryota; Viridiplantae; Streptophyta; Magnoliopsida; Lamiales; Oleaceae.
GAAGUUUUUACUUCGUGAAAAAUCAAAUAAGCCCUCGAGUAGUACUUAUAAUAAUGCUUUUAACAUCUUUUAAUACUUUCUGUUCUAAUCUAACUCAACACUAGUAUUUCGAAUUUUUCAACCUUUCAUCUUUCUGUACAUCUAUAUCAUGAUAUGUCUUUGAUUGUUCCUUGAUUCUUGUCAAGAGACUAGAAUCAUAUGCAUCGGACAGGAAAAGUUUGGAGAAGUAUUGAUUCCGAAAAGUCCGGCUAUGAACUUCCAGUCAGCAUCAAUAGAUUAUCGUUAGAGAAAGGCAAAGGAGGUCAUCUUUUAUUUCUGUCAGCGUGCUCAAUAACGUAAUAAUAACAAGAAACGGAGACUGAUUGUAAAUUUGGAGCCAACUGCAUGCAUUCUUCUGUUUAUUUACCGCUCCUUGCUUACAAAUUUCGAGUGCUGCUUAAGAAUUGGACAAACUAGUGCUUCUAAUUGGAUAAAUACUUCUCUUGAUAUUCUUUUAAUGCCAUUACCCUAUUGCAAGAUUUGUAAAUUCUAGACAUGAUCAAAAGCAAAGUAUAAACUGAGGGAAAAGGUUUACUGAAAAGGCCAGAAAAAGCUCAAGGGCUCAUCCCCUUAUGCUUUGCACUGUAAGCGAAGAAACCUCAAGAGGAGGAGAAGAAUAACAAAAAGAAGCAGAAGCUUCAAUUCCACAGUUAAGGCCGUACAAACUUCACCUAUAAAUACUCUUUACAUCCACAAUUGUCUUCAUCCCAGUAGCUUCAUUUGAAUCCAAUCCUUCAGAUUUUGACACGACAACUAAUUUAUUAGUCCAUUGGUCGAUUUUCAUCAAUGGCUCCAACUGUUGUUCUAAGAUCAAACGGAAAAGCCCUUCAUGUAUUGGGAGUUCUUAGUGUUUUGUUACUGAUUCAAAGAGGUAAUGCUUUUGAAUUCAGGGUUGGAGGUCCCAGGGGCAGUUGGACAGUCCCUAAUGAUCCAAAUUCAGCCAGUUACAAUCAGUGGGCAGAGAUGAACCGGUUUCAGAUUGGUGACACCCUAUUGUUUGUUUAUCCUACUGAUAGAGACUCUGUAUUACAAGUAACUAUGGAUGACCACACAAAUUGCAAUACAGCAUCCCCUAUUGCAAAAUUUUCUGAUGGUCACACAGUGUUCAAGUUUGAUCAAUCAGGACCAUAUUACUUCAUAAGUGGAGUGGCUGAAAACUGUCACAAGAAUGAAAAACUGAUAGUGGUUGUAAUGGCAGAUAGAAGCGACCGUUCCAAGCAAACAGUGCCAACUUCAUCUCCUCCUUCACCAUCAGCUGAGGUACCGGCCCCGUCUCCACCACCUAACUUUGAAGAUUCUCCGCCUACCGGGGUGGACUUAAACCCCGUCCCGGCACCCGGUCAGGAGUCUCCGACGAAUAAUGGUGGUGCUUCAAUUGACAUGAGUGUGAUUGGCUCCAUUGGAACUUUUCUUGGUUCAUUUAUCCUUCUUUUAGUUUCUUGAUGUGCACUUGGAAUUGAAAAUGGUUUCUUUUUAUUUUUAUUUUUUCUUACGUUAAUGAAUCUUCUUGUUUGUAUUGAUUAUAUACGGUUGAGAAAUUAGUCCCGUGGAAACCUGGUACUGGCCAGUGCCAUAUUUGUGUAUAAUCUUCAGUGUAUAAAAGAAAAUAAAUUGUCUAAUUUUCUUGGAUUA